Molecule: messenger RNA, 450 nt
Organism: Dentiscutata erythropus
Lineage: Eukaryota; Fungi; Glomeromycota; Glomeromycetes; Diversisporales; Gigasporaceae
Source: the annotation of a GenBank genome assembly
CCAGAGGCUGGAAAAGAUAAAAUAGAAGCCCAACUGAUUUGCUAUUCUUGUGAAAAGUACUUGAUGAAUUUUCCAACUCUAAAUGAAAUAGUUAGAGAAAAUGGUGAUAAGAGAUUGUUCGCAAUUCUUGAAAAUGAAAUAGCAAAUCAUCGUAAUAUUCCAUUUAUGGCCAUUGAGAAUAAAGGGUCAACAGAAAAGAUAAAUGGAACUUAUUGCUAUAUAUUGCGUCUUUAUGGUCGCCUUAUUAAUAGCCAAAAGGCAUUGGUAACUCUUAUAGGCAUUCAGGUUUUCUUUGACAUUCGCGUACCAGACGGAGAAACUCCAGAUGAAUGCAAAGAAAAGAUAGAAGCGAAAUCUGAAAAUGUUUUUAAGGCAAAGAAUGCUGUUAAGCCUUCUGAGGAAGGCGAGGAGGAUCCAGAGGAGAAAGAAUAUAUGGGUAGUCAAAAUUAG